This is a messenger RNA of Danio aesculapii, 1224 nucleotides long. It is a transcript of the gene dnajc30b, whose product is annotated as DnaJ (Hsp40) homolog, subfamily C, member 30b. The coding region runs from base 37 to 852 and encodes 271 amino acids. The record is from RefSeq and is a predicted model, not a curated record. The transcript is spliced from 3 exons. NCBI's taxonomy places the organism in Eukaryota, Metazoa, Chordata, Actinopteri, Cypriniformes, Danionidae.
GUAUUGCCGGAUGUUGGGUCUGGUGUGUCAGUGGUAAUGGCGGAGGUCACCGGCAGUGUGAGGAAUGGAGUAAACAAACUAUCUGCCUUUAAAACAUUAUUAAGUCUUCAUCAUCAUCAUCAUCCUCAUGGUCCCGCGGUGGAUUCCCGCGCGUUGUGCCGUGAUUCCAACGUGUGUGACCACUGGUGUGCCGAUGACUGUGUGUGGACGCUUCAUAAUAAACACACACAGCUCCACAAGCCCCAGAUCAGUGGAUGCUACACACUGGUGUCUGCUAAACACUGGUGUCUGCUGUUAGGACCGGUGGGAUCGCGGUUAUACAGCUGCAGGACAGCAGACGAGAGCUCCGGGCCGCUCCAUCGCAGCCGCACCACCUACUACGACAUCCUGAAAGUGUCUCCGAAUGCGACGCAUGCGCAGAUCAAGAGCGCGUAUUAUAAGCAGUCCUUCAUUUACCACCCUGACCGGAACCGCAGUGAGGACGCGGCGCGGCAGUUCGCACUCGUAGCUGAAGCCUACAGUGUGCUGGGCAGGAGCAGUCUCAGGAGGAGGUACGACCGUGGCAUCCUGACCCAGACAGAGGUGCAGAGCUCAGGCAAACCUGCAGCUCCUCAGCCCCCGCGCCGCGCUCCGCCCUCCGGGAAGACUGCAUACUUUGACUUUGACGCAUUUUACCAGGCGCAUUAUGGAGAGCAGCUGCAGAGAGAGAAGCUGCAGAGACUCCGACAGCAGCAGAUCCAGCAGCGGCGCAUGGAGAUGCAGAAACAGUGGAGACAAGAGAAAAUCACCGGAGUCUCUGUCAUACUGCUGCUGCUGUUCGGAGGCGUCAUUAUCAACAGCCUCAAAUCAUGAGUCCCUCAACGUUUGGAGAAAUGAAACUUUAAAUGCUUUACAAAGUUUAAAAUGGUCACAUAUGGAUCGUUCACCCAAAAAUAAAAUACAAAUUCUGUCAUCAUUCAUUUAUAACGGAGUUACUUCACAAAGGAAGAUGUUCUGAAGAAUGCUGGAGAGUAAAAACAGCCAUUGACUUCCAUAGUAUUUUGUUGUUGUUCUACCAUGGAUGUCAAUGGCUGUUUUUACUCUCCAGCAUUCUUCAGAAUAUCUUGUUUAGUGUUCAAUAAAAGUUUUGAAGCACUUGAAGGUGAGGAAAUAAAGACAUUUUAUUUUUGGGUGAGCUGUACCUUUAAUUGGGGCAGAGUCUGUUUCCUAUGGAAGCUUGUUCAC